UGCUGUGGAAGGAGAGGAGAGAGUUUUCACUGCAAAGCAGAAAAGUUUUCAGAAAGCUGCAGGGAGAGAGUCAGAGACAGACACCUGCCCCACAGGCUCCAGACGGCAGCCCUGGGGUGACUAACAAGCUGAUGGGGACUGGAGACCUGGGCUGUGACCUGUGAUAUAAUCUCCCUGGCACAGGAGAAGUUUGGAGAUAUGAUACAAAGUUUCCUGCAGAGUUAGUUCCCUGCACUGAGAUUACUGGCAGCACAUCUGAUGCAAUAACAAUGGCAGAAAAAGUGUCAACAGUUUGUGCCCUCCUGUUUCUGGUAUCAUGUGUGGAGCCUCGUGGAUAUAAUUCCAAGCCAACGUGGCCCACCUAUAAGGUUCCGGUCAUUCUUCCCCAGUAUACGACUGGUUUGGACAAAGCCCAUUUUGAUGCUGCUACAAGGCUGGAUGUGCCAAGUUCCUGUGGGCCAGAAUGCCACAAGCAUCACCCAAUGCCUACCUAUGAGGAUCUAAAGGACAACAUGGCUUAUGAAACUUUGUAUUCCAACGGAAGCCGCACCUUGACCGAAGUCGGGAUUUAUGUGUUUGCCAACAAGGCGGGUUCUGAAAACAGUGGCGGCAAGUCCCGUCAUAAAAGGCAGAUCUACGGAUUUGACAAUCGGUUUAGUAUACACGGAAAGAACUUCUUAAACAAUUAUCCUUUUUCAACAUCUGUCAAAUUAUCCACGGGCUGCACAGGCACGUUGGUUGCAGAGAAACAUGUCCUCACUGCGGCCCACUGCAUCCAUGAUGGUAAGAGCUACGUGAAAGGAGCUCAGAAGCUGAGAGUGGGGUUCUUAAAAUCCAAGAUCAAAGAUGGAGGUAAAAGUCUCAACCAAACACAUUCCGGAAACAAAGAUAAAAUGAAAUUUCAGUGGAUCCGGGUGAAAAGAACACACGUGCCAAAAGGUUGGAUAAAAGGCAACGCCAAUGACAUUGGGAUGGAUUACGACUAUGCUUUGUUAGAACUCAAAAAAACCCACAAAAGAAAAUUCAUGAUGAUUGGCGUAAGCCCCACUGGCCACCAGCUGCCCGGUGGAAAAAUUCAUUUCUCUGGCUUUGACAACGAUAGACCUGGUGACCUAGUAUACCGGUUCUGUGAUGUCAAGGACGAAACAUAUGACCUUCUGUACCAGCAGUGCGAUGCCCAGCCUGGCGCCAGUGGCUCCGGGGUUUACAUCAGGAUGUGGAGGAGGGAUAAACAGAAAUGGGAGCGGAAGAUUAUUGGGAUAUUUUCAGGUCACCAGUGGGUGGACAAAAAUGGCGACAAGCAGGAUUUUAAUGUAGCAGUGCGCAUAACGCCCCUUAAAUAUGCACAGAUCUGCUUCUGGAUAAAAGGAAACUAUAUCGACUGCCGGGAUGGAUAAUAUCGCCCUACUGACCAACAGAAAAGAAAAUAAACAAUAAAAAAAACACUUGACAGUCUUAUCGCUUCAUUACUAAGCCAAAAAGUGUGGAUGAUAACUGCGAAACCAAUGCACCAAUGUGUUCCAAAUGCCGUUAUCACGAGAGAGGAGAAUCAGUUGACAUUGAACUAUAAUGAGACCCUCCACUAUUCUUUACUUCUCAACACUGAUUUGUCAAUCGAUUAUACAGGACGACUGUUGAUGGAAAGCGUUAAUAUAUUUUGCCGUUAUUUUUGAUAUUUGGGUUGUCCUCUUCCCAAUGGAUUAUAAGUAUAAUUGCUGCACACUUGUCACACAAAGUCAGAUAUUGAUUUGUGUCUCUUAGAGAAUCGGGCCGUGCGCAAGUGAAAAGUGGGUUGACCGCUCCUGACUGCUACGUAAUAUAUAUUCAGCACUUUCCUGCUCGGUAAUGGGACUGUAAAUGUGUCUCUCUUUGAAAUGACUGAUUUUUAUUUUUAUUACUGCUGUAAAAUUCUUUUUAUUAUUCAUUUUCUUCUGAGGUGUCAAAGUAGCGUUUAAUCUCAGGAUGUACAGAAUCUGAAGCUUAAGUUCUUGCAUGCAGUGUUAGAUAUCUCUUUGAUGAAUUAAUUUAGUGGAGUAUUUUUUUUCCCACCCAUUCUUCCGUCUCUGUUCAGGAUCGUGAAGGGAUGAAGUUAUGUUUGUGACUUGAUGGCGCCUUGAAAAGUAGUUUUCAGGCCAUCCCAUUCCUCAGGCCAUCAGAUUGAGAGAUUUUUUAUUAAGAAACCACUUUACUAAAUCUCAGGUUCAAACAACAGGGGUCUUACCUUGGAAUCCACACCACUCACUAUUCUAGCAUGCAGCAAGGUCUCUGGGCUCACAAAUAGCCAGGACCCCCAUCAAAAACAUCCCUUAGACUCUGUUAAACUGUCACUACAGCAAGAGUGAUCCACACAUUAGCCCAGGGGGUGUUGUAUCAAACUUUGUAAACGGGUCAGAUCUACCCUGUUAUAGAGGUACCCGACCAGGCAGAUUUCCAGCUAUGGACUGUAUUCAGUUCAAGUCGGAAGUUCCGACAGGGUGUAAAGCCGGCACUUUCCGCCGAUGAUCGGAACUUUCCGACACUUCAAAAUUCAAUUGAAGUACUGGUUUUCCGCCCUGUCAGAAAUUCCGACAAGUCGAAAAACACACGGAUGAGCGGAAUCUCUGCUCAUCCAUGUGUUUUCAACACCGGCGCUGUCGAAAACAGGCCAUUUUUGCCCAUAAGAGAGGGCAGAAAUGAAUUGUGGAAAGAGCGGGGGAAACGGGCGGAAUCGGACCACUAAUUGGGCCUACAGGUGUGAACCCUAAGAAAGUUAUUUUAUUAGGAAAAGAGAAGACCUAUUGGUCUAUUUACAAAGCCUUGGAUUGAGAUAAUGUGGACGGACAUAAAGUACCAGCCAACCAGCUCCUAACUGUAAUUUUUCAAGCCUUGGAUGGAGAUAAUGUGGACAAAGAUGAAGUACCAGCCAACCAGCUCCUAACUGUCAUUUUUCAAACCCAGCCUCUGACAUGAGCUGAUUGUCUGGCACUUUAUUUCCAUCCAAGGCUUAGUAAAUAGACCCUUUAGUACAGGGGAUAUAUAAUACGGGAACCUCUUUAAUUCUCCUGCUGCAGCAUUUCAGUGCUUUGUCUCCUGUUGCAUUGAACGUUCCGGCUGGAUGACGGUCUGCCCAUUCACUCCUCUAUAUAAGCACGAGAAAACACUGAGAAUCUGAAUGCAUUUCAAACUUUCCUUCCCUCUCCCGGUAGGAGAAGUGACUGAUGAUCAGGUGCUGGUUGGUGAAUAGUUAAUAAACGUCAGUCGCUUCGGAACACUCUAGUUUCCUAGUUGAGGGCAGGGUGAUAUUGUGAGAAUGUUUAAUUACUGUGUGCUCUUUAUAGAGUAUCAGGGUAUAUCACAGUCGGCAAUGAACAGAGUAUAUGCACCAAAGGUUUUUUACCAAACAAGUGAGACACCUGCGGGUAUAUUUACUAAAAGUCGAUUUUAAUCAAUGUUAGAUCGAUUUUAAUUGAUGUUGGGCUUCCAAGAUUAAAACACACAUUUACUAACAUUUAAGAAUUAAUAGAAAAAAACCAUCUGCUAGUAAAUGUGUGUUUUAACCCUGGAAGACCAACAUCGAUUAAAAUGUAUUUAAAAAUCGAUCUAACAUCGAACUACAGUAAAGCAAACAAAAUCGACCUUUAGUAAAUAUACCCCCAGAUUACUUGUAAAGUAUAUGAUACAUAAGAUGAAGGUAAAAAACCUUAGCGCUUACUCUUGAGGGAUAUUGAUUCCAGAUUACUGGAACUGAUGUAUCUCCCUUAAUAAGCCACACUCAAAUUUUUUGGUAUGAAUAAAAAGGGGAAGGUAUAAUUUUAUUGAACAUACAGAUAAUAAGCAUAAAUUGUGGCACAGUACACAGCUUAGUCCAUAGGAUAUAAAUACAUUAUUUAAAAAGUUUUAAAAGUGCAAAAAGUGACAUAUGGUAGGUUACUCCUGGCUCAUACUGUUUGUGGCUGGUGGUGUGUGCUUAAGAUAGAUAGAAUCCAUGUGUAGGCAAGUUCAGCCACACACCACUUGGCUUUGUCCAAGGUAGAUGCUAGAACCAAAUGGGCUAAAAGACAUCUGACAUCAGUGGGAGGAGCCACAUCACCAGGGGGAGGAGCUAGGCCGGCGGGAUAGUUCUUUCACUAUCCACACCACCAACUACUCCCUUUAGUAACCCGGUGGUGAGCGGAGUCACACCGUCAGUAACCCGCUGAGAAAACCGUCACUACGUAGCUUGGCUAGCUUGCUUCUGUUUAUUAAGUUAAAAGGGGAGUAUACAUCGCCCACAGCUACAAAUCAGAUUGUAGCCAUCAUUUAUCUAAUACAUUACAUAAAAUGGCAGCUAGAAUCUGAUUGGAUGCUGUGGACAACUUCCCCCACAUUUCCCUCCUGUGCAUUCACAGGAGGGAAAUGUUACCAGUGGAGUACCCCAGGGAUCUGUACUUGGACCAGUGCUUUUUCAUAUCUUUAUUGGUGACCUUGCAAAUGGCAUUAAAGGGAAAGUAUGCCUUUUUGCAGAUGACACAAAGGUAUGCAACAGGGUAGACACACCAGGAGGGGUAAAACAAAUGAUUGAUCAAUGGUAGACACGAGGAAUGGUCAAGAGUGUGGCAAUUACAGUUUAAUGCCCAAAAAUGCAAAAUCAUGCACUUGGGUCUCAAAAAUCCAAAGGCUUAAUAUAGUAUUAAUGGCACUAUACUGGAAACUGCUGAGGAGGAAAGGGAUCUAGGAGUCACUAUUUCAGGUGAUGUAAAGGCAGGUAAGCAUGCCUCCCAACAUGACCCUCUCCAGGAGGGACAAAAUGCUCUACUUCUGGAAUUUCCUCUUAAUUUAUGAUUGCUGGCCCCUUAGUUGAACAGAUUAAUAGAGAAGAAAGGUGUUUCACCACAGGUGAUGGCAUUCAUACAUUAACAGGGAAGUCCAAGAACAGAGCAUUCUGUCCCUCAUGGAGAGGGCCGUGUUGGGAGGUAUGGAUAAGCAACGUAACAAAGCAAUGAGGAAGGCUAGUCAGAUGCUUGGUUGCGUAAGGAGAGGAAUCAGCAGCAGAAAGAAAGAAGUAAUAAUGCCACUGUAUAGGUCAGAGGUUCCCAAACGCGAGAAAGGCACCCCAACAGUCCAGGAUUUAGGUAUAUCCAUGGCUUAGCACAGAUGGUUAAAUCAAAUUGACUGAGCUGCUAAUUAAGUCACCUGUGGCCAAGCAUGGAUAUAUUUAAAACCUGGACCGUUGGGGUGCCUUGAGGACCGCGUUUGGGAACCUCUGGUAUAGGUCAUUGGUGCGGCCUCAUCUAGAAUACUGUGUUCAGUUCUGGAGGCCAUAUCUUCAAAAGGAUAUAAAUACAUUAGAGAUUGUACAAAGGAGGGCAACUAAAAUGGUGUAUGGCCUACAUCACAAAACAUACCCAGAAAGACUAAGAAAUCUCACUAUGUAUAGUUUGGAGCAGAGAAGGGAAAGGGGGGACAUGAUAGAAACUUUCAAAUAUAUCAAGGGUUUUAAGAAAGUCCAGGAGGGAAACAUUCUCCAAAUGAAGAGAAGCAAUAGGACACGAGGACAUGCACUGAGACUGGAGGGGGGGAGGUUCAGGGGAAAUUUGGGGAAAAAUGACUACACAGAAAGGGUGGUGGACAAGUGGAAUAGUCUCCCAUCAGAGGUGGUAGAGGCUAAGACAGUAGAGCAAUUUAAACAUGCAUGGGAUAGACAUAAGGAGAUCCUUACAAAGAAAUAAGGAUCAAAUAAGGUUUGAGAUAAAAAAAAAUAUGGUAAAAGAGAAUGGCAGACUAGAUGGGUCAAGCGGUUCUUGUCUGUCGUCACAUUCUAUGUUUCUAUGUCCUCUCUCAAAGGUUUAGUAUAUCUCACCCUAACUUCCCUAACAUACAUGCAUACAUAAAUACAUACAUACACACUUAUUAAUUGUAGGAAGCCAAUUAACAUACCAAUGUGUAUUUGGAGUGUGGGAGGUAACUCACGGGAAGGACAUACAAACUCCACACAUACAAACCAUGACUGGCACUUGAACCUCAAUGACCUCAAUGCCUUUGAGGCAGUAAUGCUAACCACUACACCACCGGGAAUUCUUUAGUUGUAGUCCCGGUCAAGUUUUGGGGUAAAAUUGGUAUGCCAGUAGGAAUUUAUGUAUUCAUCGAACUACUCACUAGUACACUGCUCCUUGGCCCUUGCAUUUGGCUAUCAGGGUGCCUGGUAUGUCACCCUACAGCCAACUUCGCUGUUCAGAGCUACCCAGUCCCUCAUUUGGUUGCUCAGAGGACACAUCCCUCAGCUUUUCCAGCCACCCAGAGCGUCCCAAUACACUAGAUUUCAGGGGGAAAUUUCAAAUGAAAAAUAUAAAGUACAAUGGUAACAUAAUGGCUAACACAGACUUUUCAUUGGUGCUAAUCCACUUUCUUUCAUAGGGGGAGGAUGGGAAUUCAAUUACCGGCGAAGAGUGAAAAUUGCUGUUACUGCGGUGUGUUAAUGCCGACAAUGGCAGCCCUUCUCGUACCCUUUGCCUGGCCGAUUCGCAUCUCGAUUUGAAUAGGAUGGCUCGCUACCCUAUGGGGUGGCAAACACUUUUGUGCAAGUUCCUGCUGUGUAAAGUGCGGCAGCUGCUCAUAUUCAGACGGGCAAAGGCAUUCGCCGCUAAAUUGAAUCCCCCCUUAAUCUCAAAUACUAUAUAAAUGUUUGGUACAGUACAGUAUAUGCUUUAUACACAUAAUGAUUGUACAAUCAAAUAUCUUACAUACAUGAUUCCUUCCUUAGUAUAAACUACAAACUAGAUUGUACAAUAAAUAAUAUGGUUUGAUUACAUAUUCUGCAACAACACCUGGUGGUCAUAAGUGGUACUACAGCUUUAUUUUUUUCAUUGUGUAAAAAUUAUCUGGCUUUUCUUGUUGUAAACCAGGGGUGGGCAAUCUGUGGCACUCUAUCUGCUGUGGAACUACACAUCCCAGCAUGCUCUGCUGCAGUUUUGCUAUUAGGGCAUGCCAAAACUGUGUCAGGACAUGCUGCGAUGUGUAGUUCCACAAUAGCUGGAGUGCCAGAGGUUGUCUACCCCUGUUGUAAACUAUCCGCAGUGCUAAUAAACAAUUUUCUGUAAGUUACACUAAGGAAUGCAGGUGACUAAUUGGAUGAUACAAGAUACAUCACUGUUUUGUUAUUUACAUCAUGUUAAGAAACGACUUCAAUUUACAGCAAAUGCAAUUAAAAGUGUUGCCUUCAGGAUCAGGAAUUUUUUUAUUUCGAUUUGCAAUUUUCAGUCUUUAACAAUUUAUUAAAAGAUUGGUUCUUUUUACUAAAUAA
Molecule: messenger RNA, 7258 nt
Organism: Pseudophryne corroboree (corroboree frog)
Lineage: Eukaryota; Metazoa; Chordata; Amphibia; Anura; Myobatrachidae
Gene: PRSS23
Product: serine protease 23
Exons: 2
Coding region: 270-1397 (375 amino acids)
Biological process (GO): proteolysis
Molecular function (GO): serine-type endopeptidase activity
Source: RefSeq, a predicted model, not a curated record